Messenger RNA from Vollenhovia emeryi, 3688 nucleotides. It is a transcript of the gene Pak3, whose product is annotated as serine/threonine-protein kinase PAK 3. Gene Ontology annotation, molecular function: protein serine/threonine kinase activity; ATP binding. Gene Ontology annotation, biological process: regulation of axonogenesis; regulation of MAPK cascade; intracellular signal transduction. Gene Ontology annotation, cellular component: cytoplasm. NCBI's taxonomy places the organism in Eukaryota, Metazoa, Arthropoda, Insecta, Hymenoptera, Formicidae. The record is from RefSeq and is a predicted model, not a curated record. The transcript has a single exon. Bases 216 to 1796 code for a protein of 526 amino acids.
CGUCAGCCCUGACGACGUCCGUCCGCCGGCGUGUAAUGUAAUAAUCGGGCGUGUGAGACUCGCGACGAUAUGAUCCUUGUGUGGCGGACGAGGAUCCGCGUUAGCAUGAGUAUCGCAAGUAUUUGAGAUCGCAGAGAUCCACCCGCUGUCUUCCCUCUUUCUCUCCUUUCCCACUCGGAAGAUCGUCGCUCGCGCGGUUGCGAAGGGACGCGAGGAUGAGCCUCAGUCUGACAAAGUUGUUCUCGAAGAAACGGAGCGGUCCCGCCGUCGACACCGUGGCCGCGGAGAUCGGCCUGCCGACCAACGUCUCGCACAAGUUCCACGUAAGCAAGAAUGCGGAGACCGGGCAGCUUGAGGGCCUGCCGGACCCGUGGAUACGCCUGCUCAACACGCAGAUCUCCAAGUCGGAGCAGGACGAGCACCCGGACGCGGCGUUGCACGCCAUCAAGUUCUACAACUACUCGAUCAAGCGUCGGCCGCAGGAUCAGGAGGUCUUCAAGCCGUUCGUCACGCAAGACCUGAUCGAGGAGGAGUCGCAGGCGAUCGACAACAUCCUGACAAGCAAAUACCGGUCGGGCGCGUCCGAUGACGAUCGCCUGGCCUGCGACAGGGGCUCGACGGACGAGCGGACGUUGCCGGAGCUGCCGCCGAAAGUGAACAGGCCACCGAGGCCGCCGAAACCGCCGAAGCCGCCGAAACCGGCGCCGCGCAGAUGCAACGACCGGGCGGAGAAGAGCCUCACCGAGAUACUGGAGGAUCUGAACACGUUUCGGAUCAGCGACUGCGAGGAGGACCCGCCACGGGGCGAGGAAGAGGAGGAAGAGGAGGAGGAGGACGUUGCGCCGAGCAGAAUAGAAGAGAGUCCCAUCCUGCGGAGGAAGACGGAGUCAGCUGUGAGGCUCAGUGACGAACAGGUGUACGAGGAGCUCAGGACCAUCUGCCAGCCCGGCGACCCCAACUUGCGCUUCGAGAGAACGAGAGAGGUGGGCGCCGGCGCCUCCGGGACUGUGUUCAUAGCCACCGACCUGGAGCACGGUCGGAAGGUGGCCAUAAAGGACAUAGACCUGUCGAAGCAACCAAAGAAAGAGCUGAUAUUGACCGAGAUCAAGAUUCUCAAGGAGUUUCAGCACCCGAAUCUGGUCAACUUCCUCGACGCCUACCUCGUGGACGAGCACCUCUGGGUGGUGAUGGAGCUGCUGGAGGGCGGCCCGCUCACCGACGUGGUCACCGAGACCGUGAUGAAGGAGGUGCAGAUCGCGGCCGUCUGCCGGGAGGUCCUCAAGGCGAUAAGCUUCCUGCACACCCGGGGCAUCAUUCACAGGGACAUCAAGUCGGACAACGUGCUGCUGGGGAUGAACGGCGCGGUCAAAGUCACGGACUUUGGCUUCUGCGCGAACAUCGACGGCGACGAGAAGCGGCAGACCAUGGUCGGCACGCCGUACUGGAUGGCGCCGGAGGUGGUGACGAGGAAGCAGUACGGCAAGAAGGUGGACAUCUGGUCGCUGGGUAUAAUGGCGAUCGAGAUGAUCGAGGGCGAGCCGCCCUACAUGAAGGAGACGCCACUGAGGGCGUUAUACCUGAUCGCCGCCAUCGGCAAGCCCUCCGUCCCGAGGUGGGACACCCUCAGCCCGACCUUUCAGAACUUCUUGGAGAGAUGCCUCGCCGUCGAGGUCGACGAGCGAGCGACCGCCGAAGAGCUGCUCUCGCAUCCAUUCCUAGAGAACUGUGCGGAAUUGUCCACACUGACCCCGCUGAUCCGCGCGGCGCAGAGAAUUCUGCAAAAGGCAUUUCGCUAAAUAUUCCUGAAAAACACUUUCAUACCGAUACACUCGCGAUACGCCGGUCUCACGAUACUUCAUCGCCGUCACGUUGCGCCGGAGGGGAAAAUACGCUAACUGAAAGCUCCGGAGAAAUUUUUCUGUUCUUACUGCACGUGCAAUUUUUAUGUCUUCAAUUUAUUCGACUGCCCUUCGUUUUUAUUUCGCUGUGCUGGUUUACACGUGUACAAAACCAAAGCACGGUAACAACGCUUGAUAGUCAUUUUAAGUUAUUGUAAUCAAAUGAGAUCGUUGUUAAAAAAUGAACCUAAGUAGUUACCUUCGACUUGUGCUACUUAAGUACGUCACGUUUAUUAUUAUUGCAAGUUGGUAUCGUGGAAAUCAUUGGUGGAAAUAUUCAGAUCGGUUUAUCGACUUCCAAAAGAAGCCACUCACCUCGUUACGUGCAAUACGAUUCAUGAUGAAUUAGAAUUUAACUCGGGUACAUUUCCGCUCAAUGACUAGGUGGAUGGGCAUUUUGCCGCUCAGGUUAAGUAUUUGCCGGAACAACGGACGUUUUAGCUGUAAAUAAUUGUGGACGGAAUGCACUUUUGUAUGCUUUUUUGAAGGAUGAGUGGAAUACAUACAAUGUUCGGAGAUACUUUUAAUAGCAGUUACAAAAAGGGUCAUAGAGAACACUCGGUAAUUACUCCUUUUACAAAACUGUACUUAGAUCAUUGUACAGAAACAUUAAGGGGCAAGAAAGACAAUAAUCGAGUCAAUUAUAUUAUCUCUGAUAACAAUGAGAGCCCGCUAAAUCAGAUGCUCUUUCCCAGAACAAUAAAUUGGAUAAGGCCCACGAUAACAUGAAUUAUAAGAUAAGUUAUUUGACUAUCUAAGCUGUUUUACGCAAGAAAUUGAGUGACAUUGAUUGCCAUUGUAAGGCAAUCUGUUGAAUAGUAAAACCAUUACGAAUUAUAUAACGACAACCACCGUACAAUGCAUUUUUAUAAAAUCACCGAGACGCACACGCGCGUGCACACGUACACACGGUUUUAUAAGAUUUUUAUCCCUACUUUUAUAAAACGUACACCUUUUUGAAAACUUUUUGUAUCUUCUAAGAGCGCGGUAUUGCUCAAACAUAAUAAUCACAUAUAGCUAUAUAUUUUUUAAAUAACCCAUAUGUAUAUAACUGAAAUGUUCAUAGCAUAAUUUAAAAUGCAAAUUGACUAAACGUGUAAUACGAUUGGAUUACUGUAAAGAAAGGAUAUCUAGAUAUUUAAGAUGAUUCGAGCAAGUAAUAUCAAGUAUAUAUAAAAUCACGACUGUGAUAAACGAAAGUUAAGUUGUAUUAAUAUUUCUAUAGAGUAUAAUUUUUGUGUUUUACCAUAUACAUUAUGUUAAAUUAUACUGGAAAUAUUAAGUCGCGGCAAUAGUUCAAAGUAUAGUUAUUGUACAUUCUAAGCAGGACCAAGUGUUAUCUUUCGAUCAUAUAACACAUUAACGCAUGUGCCGAUAAGCUAAUGUAUUAAAACAGUAUUGUAAUCGUUUGCACGACUUCGAAAUAAAAAAUGCAUUGUUAUUUGUAGGUUCUAUUAAUUGAUAAGAUAUAUUCAAAGAGUUUUCGAAAAGACCAUUCAAAUUUUUAAUGCGAGAAAUGCGCAUAACGUACGAUAUUCUAAUAUUUGUGCCUUACUAGGUAAAUAUACGUUUCUAAUUAAUAAUAGGCACAAAAAUAUUAUCAGACGAUAGUAACGUGCGAAGUUGUGAUUAUAGUAAAAAAAAAAUCAAAUAAGAUGCUGUAACGGCUUCGAGAAUCGUAUAUAAUGUAAUAUAUUAUUUUCUGUACGUUGGAUAGAGGAGAAAAAUGGACACCAAGACGAUACAUCCGUAAAACAUUACGUAUAUUUAGACAAUAAAUAUUUUAUUGA